This is a messenger RNA of Arachis duranensis, 456 nucleotides long. RefSeq lists its product as uncharacterized. The transcript has a single exon. NCBI's taxonomy places the organism in Eukaryota, Viridiplantae, Streptophyta, Magnoliopsida, Fabales, Fabaceae. The coding region runs from base 1 to 456 and encodes 151 amino acids. The record is from RefSeq and is a predicted model, not a curated record.
AUGAUAGGGGAUUGUGAAUUUUGGGAUGGGCUUGAGUGGAUAUGGAAUUUUCAGUGGCGGAGAGAGUUAUUCCAAUGGGAGCUGGAACUUGUCCAUCAACUUCAUGAGCGGCUAAGGCCGGUGAAGCUGUUAGAUGGUAAAGAUGAUAAUAUGGUUUGGAAGUUUGAUAGUAAAGGGGUAUUUUCUACCAAGUCUGUUGUGCAGGUCCUACAAUCGGAGACUCUGUCGGAUGAGAUAACGAGCUACAGUUUCACAAGUUCAGUUUGGAGAGGAGUGGUACCACCGAGAAUUGAGCUUUUUGGGUGGUUUGUGCUUAUUGGUAGAGUGAAUACUAAGGAGAGGUUGAGCAGACUAGGCAUUAUCAGGUUCAGUGAUAAUCUCUGUGUACUAUGUAAGAAGGAGAUAGAGUCGGUGGAGCAUUUAUUCCUCCUCUGUGAGCUAACAUGGCAGGUGUAG